Messenger RNA from Akanthomyces muscarius, 1263 nucleotides. RefSeq lists its product as uncharacterized. NCBI's taxonomy places the organism in Eukaryota, Fungi, Ascomycota, Sordariomycetes, Hypocreales, Cordycipitaceae. Gene Ontology annotation, biological process: mitotic spindle organization. The transcript has 3 exons. The record is from RefSeq and is a predicted model, not a curated record. Bases 1 to 1263 code for a protein of 420 amino acids. Gene Ontology annotation, cellular component: dynactin complex; cytoplasm.
AUGGCGCUAAACAGGAAAUAUGCGAAUCUGCCAGAUUUGGACCUCUCGGCUCCUGAUAUUUACGAAACGCCCGAAUUGACAGACGACAACUCGACGGUCCCUGCUACCACGGCGCGUACCCAAUCGGACGAUGAAUUUUAUGACGUCGAAGACGACACAGAGGGCAUAUCUCGCUCUAGACUACGCAUUGGGGACGCACGUUCGCGAUUCGAGCCCGCAGCUGUCGACACGGCCGGUGUAGAUUUUUCCGAUCGCGUCGAUGGCAAGCGCAAGUCAUACAAGGCCUCCAGUCGUCGCCAGCGUAUCCUGCAGGACGGUACCACCGAGCUCGGCGACCUGUCCGAUGACGACGACGAAGAAAGCCUGGAGCGACGCAUUGCGCGCUUGACACGCGAGGUACAAGAAGCAAAAGACGAGCAUGCAAAGCUUAAGGCAUCGCCUGAUGCAGAAGAGGAUUCGCGACUACAGUCUCUCAGUGACAUGCUCGCCAGCAUGUCAAUGCCUAGUGGAGUUAUCCGCGAGGCAGCUACAGCCAAAACGACACCUGCCGACAAGGAUGCUGCGGAAGAAGAAGUUGGAAAUUCUACAUAUACCAUCACAUACGCACCGACAUACGAACAAACUCACGCUCUCGCGAAAGCUGCCGACUUUGACCGCCGGUUGCUGGCCCUCGAGAAGGGUUUGGGCAUCAGCUCCUCUCUGUCCGCCGAGGCGGGCGAGGGUGGCCUGCCGCGCGCCAUUCUCCCCACACUCGAUAACAUGGACAAGCAGAUUGCGACACUUGCACAGGCUUCCACAGCAAACCUGGAUGCCAUCAGCCGCCGCGUACGUACGCUAGCCUCGGACCAGGACAAGCUCAACGACACCCGAGAGAAAGCCAAGGCACUACGAGAGGAGCUCGGAAAGAGUAGUGGCUCCUCGCCGCAAGUACAACCGGGAGAAGACGCCGAGCAGGAGACUAAGAUAAAUGCGCUGUACGGCGUGCUGCCGACGAUUGAGAGCUUGGCGCCGAUGCUGCCGCCGCUGCUAGAUCGCCUGCGCUCACUGCGUGCUAUCCACGCCGAUGCGGCCACAGCCAGCCAGACGCUGGAGCAGAUUGAGCAGAGACAGGCCGACAUGACGGCAGAGCUAAAGCAGUGGCGCGAGGGCCUACAAAAGCUCGAGGAGACCAUGACGGAGGGCGACGCUACGGUCAAAGGCAACAUGACAGUCAUGCAGGGCUGGAUCAAGGACCUGGAGGCGCGCAUGGCCAAGCUGGCCUGA